GCCCUUUUACAAGACAUUUAGUGAAGGGUACGUUCAAGAUGUAAUGCUAUGCUCUCUUUAGAGAGCCCAUAUUAAGAGCUUUGUCCUUUGUAGUGAGUAGGGCAUAGGAAUGAUCACUUUCGAUUGGAAUUCGCCCAAAAACCCUAUCUCUAAACGUAACAGCGAAUGAGACUCUCGCGAGACUUAUGCUGCGGGGGUGUUACCUUCUAGAUACAGCCACAGGAAGUGAAACAGGACACGUAUUCAGGUGUUGUAUAUAUAUGAAAGGAUGACACCUGACUGACACAGCAUGGAGAAGUUUGGUGUGAGCUUUGGUGGUGGAGGCCCAAGCAAGAAGGAACUGCUUGAAACCAUUGACGUACAGAAGAAACAACUUGUGAAGUAUCAGACACGCUUCAAAGAUGUUGUCAGAGCGUACCAAAGCCUACUUAAGGAAAAGGAGGCCUUGGAAGCCAGCCUGAAGGUACUGACUAUUUCUCAGGAGGUCGACCUAAGCCAGCAAGGUGAAAACCUGUCCCUCGGUGAAAGCUGUGGAAGCACAGAACGACAUUUGCCAUCUGACCUUGGCGAUGACCACUGUUCUCUUCACAGUGAAGACAGCCUAGACACAGCAGCCUCUGCUGAUACAGCAACCAGUGUGACCAGCAACAGCACUAAAGGAGACCUAACAGAAGGGGACCAAAGCUGCGCUGUAGAUGGAGCCACUGCUGGGGCUGUCGCACUCGUGUUACCCCAGCAAUCUGAGGAGGCAAGCGGGUCUGAGAGUGGCAUGAGCACCAGCAGCAGUGGAUGUAUGGAACAGCUGCCACCCGCUAUCUCUACUGCAGUGGACGCAGACCGCCGUGUCAUCCAACUAAAGACACAGCUGUCCACCCUGACCAGUUCGUUGGCCACCGUGACUCAAGAGAAGUCCAGAAUGGAGGCCUCGUUUCAGGCAGACAAGCGGAAGAUGAAGCAGGAACUGGAGGAGCUACAGGCCAGGAUGGAAGAAGAUAAGAAGCAGCACCGGGUGGAGCUCCAGGGCCUGCUGGAACAUCUGGCGGAGAGCAAAGCCCGUGUAAUCACCCAGCAGCAUGAACGGGAGCAAGAGCAGGGUGAUCACGCACACAUGCUCCGAGAGCUCCAGAAACUGCUGCAGGAGGAGAGGGGUCUGAGACAAGAUGCAGAGCUCAAACUGGAAGAUGCUCGAGAGGCGUUAGCUGAAGCGAUGCACGCAGCAGAUCGAGGGCUAGAUUAUGAGGCGCAGCUGAAAGAGAUCUCUAAUGAACGGGAGGAGUUGAGGAAGAGCCUGAAGGCGGCAGAGGUGGAGAAGAGCAAACCCGACCCACGUGUGGAGGAGCUCCAGCGAGAGAUUGCAGAGCUCAAAGCUCACUUCAAUCAGCAGCUUCAACAGGAGAUCAGAAAGGUAGCACAGGCAGAUGAGCGUCUAAGAGAACAGGCACAAAUGGAGGAGGCACGAGUGGCCAGCCUUGAGGAGCGAGUAUCUGAGCUCUCUGAACUACUAGGUGCCUGUGAGAAGGCCAGACAGAAGGACCAACAGAAUGCUCAGAGGUUACGAGAACGAAUCCUUCAACUCGACACAGAGAACAAAACCCUCGCCAUCGCAGCAGUCAGCAGGACAACAACCUUGGAUCUCAAUAUUGAAGACUCUAACUUGAACGUAGAGGUGUUAAAGGACAAGCUUGAGAAGGUGAAGAAGUUACUGCUGAUUGCUGCACAAAAAUCUCAAAACCAAGACAUUGAGAGGCUGGUGGAAGGAGAAAAGGACCAGGAAGUCUCAGAAGGGGAGAAGACCUCAUUACUUCACUACCAGCAAGAGCUCCGGCAACUGAGGGAAGAGUUUGAGCGCUACAAAAUGAGGGUACAAGGUGUUCUGAAAAACAAGAAUACGAAAGAUGGCAACCAGGCCAAAGAGUUAGAGGAAGCACGCGACCAGCUAUCUGAGCUGAAGGAGAAGUACAUCAAUCUUCGCAUCCUCUCCGAUGAAUCCGAAGCUCAGCACAAACGAUACUUGGAAGAGCGUCAACAAGAGCUUGUAGCACUCCAGCAGGCCCACAAACAGGAAGUUGAGAAGCUGGAUGCUCAACACAGGGAGAACUUCCUGCGGCUUGAGGAAGAGCUGCACAAACAGAGAGAUCGCACCAUGGCCCUGCUGGCAGAAAAAGACCUCGAGUUGGAGCGGCUCCGGGCUGCUGCAUUGAUCGGCUUCGGAAGCCAUCAGAAGCAUGGUGCAAAUAACGGCCCAAUGAUGGAAGGUUGUGUCCAAGAGGAGUGUGAUCCAGCACAAGAAGAAAGUGACAUUAUCGCUGAAGCCCUGAAACUUGCUGGGCCAAACGAGCCAACUUUAUUACUGUACGCCGAACAGCUGGCGCGUAAAGAGGUGGAGGUUUCCACCUUACGCAAACAAAAGAAUCGUCUAGAGGAAGACUUGCACCAGCUGCAAGGGAAGCUGAUUGCUAAUGGAGAGAGACAUGAAGAGGAGGUUGCUGAGCUUCGCAGCCAGCUGGACAAGCGAAUUCGGGACCAGGGAAGAGAUGGGGCCAACCUUGAGUACCUCAAGAACGUAAUUUAUAAAUUUCUCACACUCCAUGACACCAGAGGGCGCCAGCAAACACUCACAGCUAUUUUGACCAUUUUGCACUUUAGUCCUCAAGAGAAACAAACUGUGCUAAAGCAGCAGGCCCACAGCUGGUGGACGGCAGGGAUGAGAUAAUGUUAAAGCAGACAAAAGUAGAAAAAAGAGAGAGAAUAUAUGGUUCUACUAUGCUGAGGAUUAUUAUAAAAAAAUUUUGACCAACGGUUUUGUUUGUAUUGUGAGAGGGUUCCGAAAAACAGAAGUAACAAUGUAUUUGCAGAUAUGUCUCAAACAAUGAAAUGUUUAGUUUGCUUUAUAUUUUCAUUAUAUUUCAGCAGGAUGCUAAAAUAUUUUCUGAAUGAUUUGAGUCAAUACUGACAGUAUUGGAUAUUGUAGAACAAUUACCACAUUAUCCAAUACUUCUCUCCUGUGUGCAGUGUAUAUAGACAAAUAUCAGAUCUUGAUACUAUCUUCAAUCUGAAUAAUCAUUGGAGGGUUGGGCAUACCUAAAUAUUUUCAUUUGUUUUGUAAUAAAAUAACGGGAUGUUAACUAUUAUAAUACAACACUAUUUUGGUUAUGUAGAAAGGUUAAAAUCUACAGAAUGAGUUAUGCCAAAAAAGUCCUCUCAAAAAGAUUUUUGCAAUGACAUUGAAAGCUCAAACAGGUUUCUAAGAUGGAAAUUUAACUGGCACUCAGAAGCACGUUUCAUAGAGUUCCAGGGCUUCUAAUUGGAAUGAUCAUUACCUACAUUAAGUUAAUGAUUAACUUUCAGCUGUAAUUUUACGUGCUGUGAGUGUGCAAACUUCCAGAAGAAUUAUCCGAGGGACAUAGAACGAGCUGCUUGGUUUAUGAUUAUUACAAGCUUUGAACAUCUUAGAAUUUUUUUCUGACAUAUAAUAGGGCUUUGAUAGCUGCACUGUUCCACCAUUAUAUAAGCUGUAAAUAUAUUAUACUUAAGAGUAUUUUCAUUUUCUCCACACUCAGUUUUUCCUAUUUAAAUAUAAUCAGUCUUGCAAGGGUUAAUGUAUAUUUUCAAUCUUUGACCAUAAAAAGAAAAAAAAAAAACUAUAGUUUUUUGUAUUGGACUGUGAAAUACACAAAUACAAUAUAUUUAUUUAAUAUGUUAAA
Molecule: messenger RNA, 3704 nt
Organism: Myxocyprinus asiaticus (Chinese sucker)
Lineage: Eukaryota; Metazoa; Chordata; Actinopteri; Cypriniformes; Catostomidae
Gene: gcc1
Product: GRIP and coiled-coil domain containing 1
Exons: 3
Coding region: 290-2713 (807 amino acids)
Cellular component (GO): Golgi apparatus
Source: RefSeq, a predicted model, not a curated record